GAUGGUUAAAGUGUCCAAACCGGACUGUGAAUCUUCUCACAUUGCCACAAUAUGAGGAGCUGAGUGCAGAUUAGACAUUUAUCCCCUCCCUUACUGCUUUGGUUUAUUUAGUGCUUUGUGAAAGUCAACGUAUACAAACACCCUCUGGCCCAAGUGCACUUGGCUACAUGUGAUGUCUGCCGCUCGUCCAGCGCACUCCAGACUGCGCUGUUGAUGCCAUGCCGCGAAAUCACACCGGCGACGAGAGCGGCGGCACCGGCCUCUGGCUGAAGACCUCAACGGGACGCCGUACGCAAGACUGCGCACUGAGAGAUGUGGAGUCUGGGCGGAGGACGAUGAAUAACGCGGUCCGAGUCGGCGACAGUCUUAUGUCUCCGGCGGCGACAGGUGCGGUGGGCGCGGAGAGGAAGCAGGGCGCCCGACUCAGUCUGCUGGGGAAGCCGCUGACCUACAGCGCACAGAGCAGUCGCAGGAACGCGCGGUACCGACGGCUCCAGAAUUACCUCUACAACGUGCUGGAGAGGCCGCGGGAAUGGGCUUUCGUCUACCACGCUUUUGUGUUCAUCCUGGUGUUUGGAUGUCUGGUUCUGUCUGUGUUUUCCACCAUCCCUGCUCACCAGGAAUUCUCCUCACACUGCCUGCUGACCCUGGAGUUUGUGAUGAUUGUAGUGUUUGGUCUGGAGUACAUCAUCAGGAUAUGGAGUGCUGGCUGCUGUUGCCGCUACAGAGGUUGGCAGGGACGCCUCCGCUUUGCCAGGAAACCGUUCUGUGUCAUAGACAUCAUCGUUCUCAUUGCCUCGGUUGCUGUGGUUUCAGCCGGUAGCCAGGAGAACAUCUUUGCCACCUCUGCACUGCGUAGCCUUCGUUUUCUUCAGAUCCUGCGCAUGGUGCGCAUGGACCGCAGGGGAGGGACCUGGAAGCUGUUGGGAUCUGUAGUUUAUGCACAUAGUAAGGAGCUGGUGACUGCCUGGUAUAUUGGGUUCCUGGUACUAAUCUUCUCCUCCUUCCUGGUCUAUCUGGUGGAGAAAGAAUACAACAAGGAGUUUGCCACCUACGCCGACGCUCUGUGGUGGGGCACGAUCACCCUCACAACCAUCGGCUACGGUGACAAGACCCCGCAGACGUGGACAGGACGGUUGUUGUCAGCUGGCUUCGCUCUGCUGGGGAUCUCCUUCUUCGCCCUGCCAGCUGGCAUCCUAGGGUCAGGUUUUGCCCUAAAGGUGCAGGAGCAGCAUCGACAGAAGCACUUUGAGAAGAGGAGGAACCCAGCUGCCAGCCUCAUCCAGUGUGUCUGGCGUAGUUAUGCUGCUGAUGAGAACUCGGUUUCCAUUGCUACCUGGACGCCUCAUUUGAAGGCGUUGCAUACCUGCAGCCCCGCCAAGAAAGAGCAGGGCGAGACUACUUACAGGAUCAUGAAGUUUCACGUAGCAAAGAAGAAGUUUAAGGAGACGUUGCGUCCCUAUGACGUAAAGGACGUCAUUGAGCAGUACUCUGCGGGUCAUUUGGACAUGCUCUGCCGAAUCAAAAGCCUUCAAACCAGGGUGGACCAGAUCCUGGGAAAAGGCCACAUACCUGUGGAUAAGAAGAUAAGGGACAAACUACACCCAGAUGGAAACUCCCUGGAGGGCAUGAGCAUGCUGGGACGAGUGUGUAAGGUGGAGAGACAGGUAACAUCCAUCGAGUCAAAAUUAGACUCUUUGCUAGAUGUUUACCGCCAAGUCCUACAAAAAGGUCCUUCAGCACUCACCCUCUCGUCCCUGCCUCUGUUUGAGCUGGACAGCCACCAGCACCACAACUCAGACUACCAGACCACUAUAAUCAGAGAUCUCCCCUCUAACCAGAGAGGUGAUCCAGUUCGAGGUGGAGGAGAUGACAAUAGGGGCAUACGCCGUUCCCUUAGUGGCAACCCAAGAGGUCUGCGGCUCAUCCUGGCACCCGCCGAUGAUGAUGCUCUACCAGACUCAGCCCCUCCAUCCUACCCCCCGUCCACAGCCUCACUCUCCCCAUCACCCCUGCUGCGGCCAGAUAGCCCAUACCCAACCUUAGUCACCCCCAAUGGCACCUUCAAAAGAGUACCCUUCCCUGACCUGCCACCCCCACCUCCCUCAACAGGGAGUUUCACUCUACAGCUGCCCCCCAUGGUGCACCCUUCCCAUCUCCGGUACCCUGCUGACUGUGUUGUGGAUGAUAUGACAGAUGUCAUGGCAGCCAAUGAAGAGACGCUGGGCCCCUAUGUUACUGUGGAAUCCAGGGUGGCUAAUGACCAGGAAGGAGACAGUGAGGCAAGCUCUGUCCAAGGAGGGGGGCAGCUGCGGAAGAAGGCUGGCUUGAAAUCUGAGGAUGUCUGGAGGAGGCACAUGAGCCUUGAGGUCAACCCCCUGCUGCUGCUCUCAUCAGAUGGUAGGCCUUCAGACUGGGAAGGAAGACUCGGGAAAUCCCUCUCCAUGCACAAUAUCAACCAGUCUUUGACUAACCGUGCCCGGGGUCUUUCCUCCAUGCUCAACAACAGCAGCAGCAGCAGCAACAGUAGCGAACCUGGCAAUGCUCACGGUGACCUUAGCAACUGGGAUGAAUCAGAACUCUUCAUUAGUGAGUGCAAGCUGAAGCCAACAGGAGAACAUUUCAACUUCCUGUCCCAAGGGCCUGACAGCAGCCCCUCAGACAUUUUACAGACUGUGGAGGAAGCUGCACUUCACCCCAAGGGAAACUCAGACUUUCUCACUCAGCCUCCACACAUACAGCUGGCAUAACUGCACAUACAUUGACAUGUACACUCUCACAUACUGUAUUCACACACCACUACUGGGUAAGCCGCUUUUAAAGUAUUUUUACAGGAGACUACACAGAUCAUGUUGCAGAUGGUACAAUUAAAUGCUUUGUAUAUAGACAAUGUUUUUUAUUUUGUUGAACAUGAUUAUGUCCAUUUUCAUACAAGUGUUAUUACCUUUUUAUGGGCUAUAUGGUAGAUUAGCAUAUACAUCAAAACAAAAGCAAAUGUAUGAAGAUGCCUAAAAUAUGUAUGCAAGUGGCCAGUUUCAUGUAAGACAAAAAACACAUGCAAUACACAAAUACAAAAAAGCUUUGUUAAGGGGAAAUAGAUGUGCUCUUUAUCUGAAGAUAUGGAGAUAUGGUCACUUUAUCAACUUUAUAGAGACUAGGUGUUUGUCAUAUUCAGGAUCAUUUUGCUGAUCAAGACAGGAAUGGCGAUGUUAUCUGGCUUGUGCCAAUCUUGACAAUUAAAUUCAAGAAAAAAAAAAUAAAACAGACAAAAACGCACUGACACAACCACAACCACCAGGAAGAGCCAACUUGACAAAAAGACAACACUGACUAGUGACUUAUUUUUUCAUACAACCCCAAAUCAGAAAAAGUUGGGACAGUAUGUAAAAUCAAAAGUAA
Monopterus albus (swamp eel) is the source of this 3399-nucleotide messenger RNA. RefSeq names its product potassium voltage-gated channel subfamily KQT member 5-like. Gene Ontology annotation, biological process: potassium ion transmembrane transport. The record is from RefSeq and is a predicted model, not a curated record. Gene Ontology annotation, molecular function: voltage-gated potassium channel activity. Gene Ontology annotation, cellular component: membrane; voltage-gated potassium channel complex. The coding region runs from base 219 to 2750 and encodes 843 amino acids. The transcript is spliced from 12 exons. NCBI's taxonomy places the organism in Eukaryota, Metazoa, Chordata, Actinopteri, Synbranchiformes, Synbranchidae.